AUGAGCAAGGAGCAUGAUUAUGUACAAGAGUUCCAAGGGAAAGACUUAGAGGAAAACGAAGAUCUUCGGGCGUUAUUACAGCAGAAGAAGUACCUGGAGCGCAAGUUGGUAGAGAAACAGGAAUUUGAGACGAAAUUGCAGCAACUUUAUGACCAAAUAGAUAGAACAAAGAAUUACCAAGAACUUGUUGAUGGUCUUACAAACUGCAGAGCGUUACUUUCUGAGAUUUUCACUAGAGAGGGGCAGGCGAAGAGAAAUCCAUUGCAAGCUGGCCAAAUAGAACUGGAUUGGUCGAAAUAUGGACUUGACCUCGCAGCAUACGUGGCAGAACAUGAACAAUUACUAAAGUCUUAUGAACAAGGUAUGCUUGAUUGA
This is a messenger RNA of Maudiozyma saulgeensis, 375 nucleotides long. The record is from the annotation of a GenBank genome assembly. Lineage: Eukaryota; Fungi; Ascomycota; Saccharomycetes; Saccharomycetales; Saccharomycetaceae.